Molecule: messenger RNA, 10606 nt
Organism: Psylliodes chrysocephalus
Lineage: Eukaryota; Metazoa; Arthropoda; Insecta; Coleoptera; Chrysomelidae
Source: the annotation of a GenBank genome assembly
UUUAUCUUUAGGCGAGUACCUACUCGGAAGCGACUUAUUAAAAAACAUUUCCAUAAAGAUUAAAUAUCAACGUGUAUCGUACAAUAUAUUACUCCUGAGCACGUGGCCCCCCGCAAGAAAGACUAGAAUUUUGUAGUGUAUUGUUAUUAAUAAUGAUAUAAAGUUUGUAUUAUGUUAAUUUUAAGAAAGCAUUGUGGAGUGAAAGAAGAUGUAGUUUCAAAUAAUGAGAAAGAUAGUUUGCAUAUACAGAGCUACCGCGGUCGAAAGCCCACUAGUGCAACGACUCCCUUAGGAGGUGGUAGUAGUUUGGUCUCUCCCGAAACUAAUGGCAGUUCUGUAGUGGCAACCACGGUGCAACCUUCUUCGAGACCCAGCCCCCAACCGACGCAAAUUCAACAGCCGAUGCCCGUCCAGCAACAGCCGAUGACUCCAAUGCCUUUCUACGCAGAUCCUAACAGAUUCCCUACUCCAGUAUGGCAGGCAGAUCCUUCCCAAGGUUGGACGCAAGGCCAAUUUAUCCAACAAAUACCCGCCACAGGUCAACCCAUCGAAACUUAUCAACAGUAUCCGAAUGGCAUAUACCAAGCUACGUAUCAACAACCCGCAUUCGAAACUAACACUUUUUAUACAGGAGCUGUUCAAGUGCUAACGAAUUCCAGGCCGGCUAGUACGCCCAAUCAGCAAGUACAGUUAGCACCAGCCCCUCGACCGAAUUCGAAUUAUUCUCAUACUCCAAGCCCCAGUCCCGUUCAACAGCAAACGAACAGUGGACGGCAGUAUCAAGAAUAUAAUAUUGCUCAACAAUCAGGCAACCAGCAACAAUCUUCACAGCAAAAUUUUAUCCAGUCAGGUUCUACAUCGACUGUUAACGAAAGUUCUCAGACCGGUAAUAAUUCCAGACCAGGAUCGGUGAACACAAUCAUGAAUCCAUCGACUCCCAACCAGAAUUUCAGUCCUCAAACUCAGCAUCAUCAGCAACAGCAGCAACAACAGCAACAGCAGCAACAACAACAACAAAAUCAAGCUUCUCAACAACAAACCAAUAACACCUACACUUCUAUUAGUAAUUUCAGUCCCAAUCCUUCAGGAAAUUACGUAAAUGCUAAUUCGGGAAACGCUCAGCCUGGGUAUCCGCAGGUGAACAGCAGCAGUCCGCAGCUAACUUCACACAACUCUAGUGGUUACCCAGGCCAGGACCAGUACAGCGGACAGGAGCACGACCAAUGGCAGAACGACGGACAAAUGAUGUGGGAACAACAAGUCAAAGUGGAGAAUACCUAUGAACAUCAAGAGCAACAAAACCAAUACAUGCAAGAAGUCAACAAUUCCCCAACCAAAAUGGACAAUAUGCAUAAUAACAUUCAAGCAGACAAAUCAUUUUCACAAGCGGAUAAAGUUAAUCUCAAUACCAGGAUAAAAACGAUGAUAUUAAAUAAACAACAAGAGAAUAUCAAAAUGGAAGAAUCAAAAGCAGUGGAACAAAAUUCGACCGGUCAUUUUUUAUCGUAUAGCCACCAUCACCACUUAAAAAAACCUUUAGGUGAUGAUGGUGGCUUUCAGAAUCGCUACGAUUCUAAACGACAUUUAAAUCUUCCACAACAGACUCUUAUUAAUGCACAUAAUAACCCUUUAGACCUACGUAGAUUUGCUCAAAUAAAAAAUGAAAAUUACGAAGUUACUGACAAACAUCGUAUGUUUACAAAUAAUUUAAAUGAUAUUAAUUCGAAUUUUCCAAAUCCCUACGCAGAUAAAAAUAAAGAUUACUCUUUGGAUCAGGCAUCUAGUCAUAAAUAUGUUGGACCAAUUAAACAGAGGAACAUUUCGGACAAGACUCGACAGGCAACUACCAAAGGAAAACGAAUUUCGACACCUUUGAAACCAAAAGCUGUCCAAUCUCCUGACAAAUAUAAUAAACAAAUUGGAAUGGAAAUACCAGAGUGUCAGUGCUUACUAACGGAUCAAGCUUAUCCAGAACCUGGUACAUAUUAUACUCACUUAGGCUGUGCUAAUAAUUUAAAAAGUUUAAGACAUGAUCUAGAAUGUAGAACUGGAGUUACUGGCGUUUCCAUAAGAAUAGAGAAAUUAAGAUACACUGGAAAGGAGGGAAAAACUUCACAGGGAUGUCCGAUCGCUAAGUGGGUUAUACGCCGCCAGGAUGAAAACGAAAAGUACCUGGUACUUGUGAAACAACGAAAAGGCCACAAUUGUCGUUCCACGUUUAUUGUAAUUGGACUCGUAGUUUGGGAUGGCGUGUCUCAAGGAAGUGCCGACGAGCUCUAUUCCCUUUUAACGGAGAAACUGAACAAAUUUGGACUUCCCACGAAACGUCGUUGUGCCACCAACGAUCCAAGAACUUGCGCCUGUCAAGGUAUUAAUGAAGACAGUUGCGGUGCAAGCUUUACUUUUGGAUGUUCCUGGUCGAUGUAUUACAACGGUUGCAAAUUUACACGAUCAAAAGAAGUUAGAAAGUUCCGUUUGUCCGAAAAAAACGAGGAAGCAAUAGUUGAAGAAAAACUGCAAAAUUUAACAGAUCAUAUCGGUCCUAUCUAUCGUUUACUUGCUCCGGAGUCCUUUAAAAACCAAUGCCGAUUUGAAAGUAUCGCAUCAGAUUGCCGAUUAGGAAGAAACUCUGGUAGACCAUUUUCCGGAGUUACGGCAUGCAUGGAUUUUUGCGCACACGCGCACAAAGACAUGCAUAAUAUGAUUGACGGUUGCACUGUUGUUGUUACUUUAACGAAGCACAAAGGUUUGGAGAAACCUGCUGAAGAGCAGCUUCACGUUCUACCACUCUACGUGCCAGAGGAUACUGACGAAUUUGGGAAAAAUCAAAAUGAAAAAGUGAUAAACGGAGGGAUAGACGUUUUGGAAAAAUACUCGUGUGAGGUACGCACCUCUUCGACACCAGCCGAAAAGUGCGUGGUUAGACGAACCAAAAAGAAAAAAGAUGCGGAAGGAAAGCGACAGAAAAAAAAGAAAUCUCUGACACCAGAACAUUCAUUUCAGUCCCCAUCAAAUACCUCGAUGAACAUUCAAAAGAGCAAUGAAGUACAAAACAGUCAAGUUUCCAGUACGGUAUUAGAUUAUCCUAAAAAAUCUAUUGGGAGGUCCUUAUCAAGAAACCACGCCCUUUGUGUAUCCAGACAAAUCCUGAGACGCAUUUGCUUCCAGAUAAUUAUUUUUGUCCUUGUCGCAAGACUGCUUAAUGAUUACUUUCCUAGUUUAUUUGGAAUUAUUCCGUUGUAUCCGACCCGGAAGAGAAAGUUCUUAAAUGAAAACGAAAAAUUUUGGAAGCAGUUAAAUGUUAGAAUAGCUUGAUACCAAGUAAAUCUCUUCAAAAGACUGAUCAAUCAUAAAAAUUAACAAACCCGACACGGUUUUUAGAAUGUCUCUUCUGGGAAAUCAAUCAAGACAAAAAAACUGCCUACAGUAAAUCAGAAAUAAACGAUUGCGUUUGACUUAAUCGUUAAAAGCAAUGGUUAAUUUCGAUAUUAUAGAAUAAUAUGAGUGCCUCUGAUCUCGAACUAAUAGUUAUACAAAAAUAAAUACAAAGUACAAAUAAAUUUUAAGUCUUUGCUAAUCUAAACAGUAACCGAUCGUACCAAAAAAUCUAAUUUUAUUAGUUUGAUAAGUAAAACAUAUUCUGCACAAUUUUCUAACUGAAUUUUUUAUAUUGCGGAUUUUUAUCACGGUUGCGAUUUUUUAUAUUCUACAGAGUCACAUCGAAGCCAAUAAAAAAGGAAAGAGGUAAAAUAUAGAUAAGUAGAUAGUUGGUGAACAUAUUUCCGCAAAUAUAUGCUUCUGACAUUCUAGUAAUAAAUGUCAAUAUUUGGUUAGCUGAAAAAUGAUCGAAAGUCGAAAGGUCGAAGGGAAAAAUGAUCAAAUCGAAUAGAUCAAAAUUAUAAAUGGUCGAAAGUACAAAACAUCGAAAAUUGAAAUGAUCGAAAACAUAAUUAGCCGAAAUUAAAAAUAGUCGUAAAUUCAAUUGAUCAAAAGUUAAAAUGAUCGAAAAUACAAUUAUUCGAAUGUAAAAAAUAUAUAAAUAAAACGAUAAAAAGUGAAAACAAUAACUAAUUAACCUAACCUGUACGGCUUGGAGCCUUUACUACAAAAAUUUUUUACAUGAAAGGACAAAAAUAAAAAUAUUGACUAAUUUAUCUAACCUGUGCGACCUGAACUUUUACUGGUUGGGUAAUUUAACAGUUUUUUUUUUUUAAUUAUUUUCUGUAAACAUUUUUUGAGAAAUAACCUGCGAUAGCGCAGUUUUAAUCGGGCUCCAGUUUGCUGGAAUUCUAUUUCGAUAUGCAGCGCUAUUUUAAUAAACGCUAUUCGGCCAGGCGCUGUUUCGUUGCGCGUUAUUUUGAGUAAGCAACAACUAAUUUACCAAUUUUGUAAUUUAAUACCUUCGAUCUUAUACACCAUUUCGAUCAUAUAUCAUUUCGAUUUAGUACUUUCGAUUAUGAUUUAGAUCAUUUGAAAUUUUGAUUAUAUGCGAUUUCGACCAUUUGUUCUACUAUCGAUCUUUUUUAGGUUCGAUCUUUUGACUUUUGAUCAUUUUUCCACUCAUUCAAUAUUUUAAUCUCUAAAUAUGCGUGAUAUAAGGGAAGAAAGGGCAUAGUAUUACACAAAAAAAAAAAUAUUAUUUAAACCUUAAUGUAUGUUAUAUUUUGUUACAUAAAGUGCUGAAUGGGUUCCGACAGGGACCGCGUCCAUUUUUUAUGGAAACAUGUCACUUUUAUCAUAUUAAGUAUCAAAUAGGAUCUUGCUAAUGUAUCAAGGGAAAAAUGUACCAAUAUUUACCAAGUGAUCCACACAUUCCUUUUUAAAUAAAAAUUCGUCUUGGGGCGGGGGUAACCGGGAUCGUAAAAAACAUAAACAUAGAAAUAUGCAUAGUUUAUUUCUUUUCCAACAUUUCUUGAGGAUGCUCGCAAUCGUAGCAUGUUGUGAACCUUAACAUCUCUUUCGUAAUAAGAAAAUUAUGACACUUAGAGACAUUAGAAAGAUAUGUUCUUUUUAUUAAGUCUGAAAAGGAAAAUGUUUCGAAAAAAUGUUGAAAAUAAUAUUUUUCCUAGUAAGUUUUCGAAGGAUUUUAAUUCUAAUAUAAACUCUUCAACAUCUAAAGGGUUGUUGAGUGUACCAGAACAGAGGGCUUGGAGUGAGUGUCUUGUAGUAGACUCAAUCGAAGAUUGUGGAGUAGAAUGUAAACGUGGCUCCAAUUCAAUGACAAAAGAUGGCUGUGGUCUUUGUGUAACAGCCGACGUCAAAAAACCAUCGUAUCUAUAGAUAUCCCUACUUAGUAGUCAACUUCCGGUACAACUGAAUCCAUUCACGAUAUUAUUGGAAGUGAAUGUUAAUGGAUACACUUUACCAAGCUAACUAGCAACUUCAUCACUGAUUAUGGUCUUUCCAGGAUUCAUGCACAUCCCAUCAUUGCAAAUUUUAUUGAAAUUUGUCUUUGCUUUUCAAAAAUUCUAAAAAAUCAAUGGUUAUGUGUGACUCGUUUUUCUCCAGUAUGAGAAGUGAGGGCGCCUCUUUAGCAGCUUCUGCAAAACGUUGUAAAUAUGUUAAAAUGUCCAUGAAAACUUUUCUAUUGACCCAGCCAGUUUUUGUACCCAAACCUUUAUCACCCGGAGGUGUUCCUGUUAACAUUCGAACUUUAAAAUGUACGCUUUAGAACACCAAAAGAAAUGAACCGAAUUUCCGGUUGCAUUAAUGAAACAAGUGGGCACUAAUACACAUCUUCCACCAGAUGUUUUUACAAAAACGACAUAAUGUCCAAAAAAUUUCAAGAAACACAAAAAAUAUUCUACUAGGCUUAAUAGACUUUGCUAAAACGCUCUAUAUUUGAGAGUGAAUAUUUCUGUUUCUGUUUUACUUUUGUAGGAAAUCGCCAUUUGUGCCGGAAAAUACAACAAUUGGCCACGAAUUAUCACAACUCACUCGGGAAUUUUAGGACUUGUGUUAUAUUUGAAAGAAAGUCAUCAAUAAUUUGUUUCAAGCCUUGUCAGGGCUGUUUCAUCCAAAGUUUACUAAUGGAAAUUUAUUUUAUGUUUGUAUAAAUUAUUAUAAAAUUCGUUGACUGUAGUUUGAUUGCAAUUUAUUGCACGCAUAUGACUUGAGGUUUCAGACUUGAGGCCUCAGACUUGGUGCCUCAGACUUGGGGCUUCAAACUUGGGAACUCAGACUUCCUAAGUGAUAGCUGUGGGUGACGCUUUAUAUAACCAAUCUAUUCCAGCUUGUUGACUUAGUUGACUUAGUCCAUGGUGCAUUUUGCAAGUCUUCAAAACAUCCUCUAAAUCUUUAGGAAAUAUUUGAUUCUUUUCAUAAUUUGACUCAAACCUGAAAUUGGCACUUACCUUCUUUUGAACAUAUAUAUUUGUCCACAUAUGUAGAAAAUUUUCAGAUGCGGCAACUGAUCUGAUUUGUCAUUAUUUACAACUUUCCAUACUGCAUGCUUCAUUGUUUCUCCGUCAAAUCUGGCUAUUUUUGUCCUAUUCAUUUCGGUUUAGCACUAUUUUGAAUAUUUUCUGUAAAUAAUAUUGAAGAAUAAUUGUUCAAGAAAUUCGCAAAUCAUCAUCAUCAUUCUCGCGGUUUAAAUUUUUUUAACACUUUCACUACCACCAAUAUUUUGCUUGCGUUUAUCCCAAGCCAACUGCAAUAACUUUUGAACCACUAGGAAUUUUUUGGGGAUUCAAGUAGCUACACAUUCAGUUUGAUCUUCUGAACAAGAUUCCGCCAUUUUGUUUUAGAACCACUAAACUGGCCGCUGGUCCAUAGUAGUCAUAGACACUUUGGCAGACCGACGGCCAUUAUAGUGGUCUCAAGGAACUUAAAUAAAAUUGAUUUAUUUAUUAUUUAUUUGAAAUAAACUUCUACAAAGUUCUACAAAAUAAAACAAAUAUUACUUCUGAGACAGAUGAAGGUGCCAUUCUGCAAAACACGGCGUAACACAUAAUCCAGGUUGAUCUUCACAUUGCGGGCAAUAAUACUUUAACCUCUUUCUUACAUUUCUUUUCGAGUACCACCUGCAUCUUUUCAUAGUAUUAUUUUCUCCAACAUUUUCAGCCGGAUAGUGGUGUGACUGGAAAUCUGUGGCUCGUGGCUUCGAAAAUUGUUUUGGUGUGAGUUCGUUCAAAAUUUCUUCUCAAAACUCUAAAAGGGUUUUAUUUGUUUGGUGUUUUUUUUUGUUGUAGACGAAACAACAAAAAAUAUUUUUCGAUACAAUUUUAUUGUCUUUCUUGGACUGGAAUAAUAUGACAUCAUCUGGUCGGCUGUGUCAAUUCCCGACAUAUGGGCAUUAUAAUCUAGAACACACUGUGGUUUUAGUUUGUGACUAGUGGUUACCAUUCUCUCAUCUUUCCAUUUAGUUACAGCAGUUUUUCCAUUGCGUUUCCAGAUAGCUUCCCCUAUUUUUAGCUUCUUGUUUAUCAUUUUUUUGGGAUUUCUUUUUCUGUUAACUCUCAAAGUACCAAUCAUUCCAGUAUUUUGCGGGAGCAAAAAUUCGGCAAGUGAGACACUAGUAUAAAAGUUGUCUACAUACAGUAUGUGACCUAUGCCCAAAUAACUUUCCAAAAGUUGUUUCACAACCGAUGUAGCAUGAGACUCAUUUUUGUCGGCCAAUGUUCCCUUACCCACAUAAACAAUUAUAUUUAGGAUAAAUCCACUAUCAGUGGUUAACUCGUAGAGUUUGAUGCCAUAUUUAUGUCUCUUGUUGGGUAUGUAUUGGCGAAAACUCAGUCUUCCUCGCCAUAAUAUCAUUGCCUCAUCAAAUCUCAAAUGUUGCCCUGGAGUGUAAAUGGAUUUUAUAUUUGAAAGUACUUUUUCCAAAAUUGGUCGUAUUUUGAAGAGACAAUCUGCGGUAUUAGCAGUAGAAUGAUUAACAAACCUCAACAUUCUCAGAAUGUCCGAAAAUCUAUUCCGAAACAUGGUUUGCUCGAAAACGGGAUGAAAAUACAACGAAUGCUUGCUCCACUGUUUUCCCAAAGUGGGAAAGCGGAUAUUACCAUUAAGGCAGCAUAAUCCUAGGAACCUUUUCAUUUCUUCAACACAUCCUGCCAUUGUAGUCGUUUUUUUCGGGUAGAACUGGCUGUUUAUCAAAAAAUUCUCUGGCUCGUCUGUUUCACGGACAAUUAUCUCAAUGAUGGUGUCAUCAAAAAACAGCUGGAAAUAUUGUAAGGCCGAAGUAUUUUCCGGAAUGUAUAUACUUAUAGACUCCUUUGGCGUGAAAGGAAACGUUAUGGGAUCUUCUUCUGUAUCAGUCCACUCAUUAUCAGAAAUGUCUAAGGUCUGGGAUAAUUUCGUUUGUGAAGAGUUUGAAAUACUAAUCACAUUGUCAUCUGCAUCGCUCUGUGAUUCUUGGUCGCUGUUACUAGACGCUGAACUUGAAGAAUCAUGUGGUUCGUAGUUCCUGUCAGCGACAGAAUCAUCACUUGAAAAAGCUUGAUCUUCGGGCAAAUCCGACCAGUUCGACAUAUUUUGUGACUCUUCUAAUUCAGCUACAGUCAACGGACGCUUUGGGUUUCUUUUUUCGACCCACUAAAAAAUACAUAACCUCAAAAUCUUAUAACAAAAAACUAAUAAAUUAAUUUUUAUCUUAUUUUCUCAGUGGAAUCCAUGUUUUGUAACAAAACUGAUAGUUGAAAACAACUUCUACACAGAAAAGACUCAGCAAAACCUUAUUUUGUAAUAACAAAUGCACGUGUUCAACUGAAAACAAAACCAUACUCAGCAAACAAACGGCCACUCAAGUGGCCAUGAGCGCGAUAGACCGAAGAAACCAUACGUGCCACCACUCGUAGCCUAGUUAGUAUCUGUAUUGCAUAAAAAUGAGUUUGAAUUCACGGCCAGUAUAAUGGCCGCGGUUCACAGUAGGAGACCCGAAAGGCCACUAUAGUGGCCGGUGGUAGUGAACGUGUUAAAAAUAAUGCUCCACGGUGUUUCAUUGCUCCCCACUACUGGCUAUAACACCGCGCCCCGCAUAUUCAUUUCACAAAGAAAUCGGUCUCGCAUAACAUGUUUCAUUUUAGGUGGUACUUAAAAUUAAAUUAUGUCUGACAAAAUAUAUUCUGAUAUCAACCAAUUUUCAGUAGAAACAGAAACUAGUAACUGUCCUUAAUAUAUAGUAGGGUUAUAAAAAUGAAACAUAUAUUUAUAAUCUUCUGAAGUUGAUGUAAACACAUCGAAGCAUAGUACUUAACUAAAAUGAAGUUACGGCAUUAAAUUUAACAUUGUGUUCCCUCUUUCCUUACUUAUUUAUAACUAUAGAUCAUAUGCAAAGUCUUAGUUUUAUCUGUUUUACAAAUUUUGAAUUAAAAAUUAAAAAAGCCCACCUUUUUAACACACUAUAUGCCUAUGGUUGGUUCCCCAUUCACAAUCUAAAAUAUGUUUAGCACUGUUUACCCAAUGCGAUAUUUUACCUCUUUUUUAAAAAAUAGCAAUAAUCGAGUUAAUACGUUAAAUUUAAAAUAAUCAUAUCAAUAUACAAAUAAUAUUCAGAAACACACAUUGCUUCGUUGUCACUCUGUAAAAUAAUAUUUUUCUAUUCAAACUAUAUACCAUUCUUCGUGUUACUCAGGUAUACUUUUGUAUUUCACAGUAGACUUACAAAAAAAAAAACUUAUUAGAGCUCUAGAUAUAUCUCGGCCACUGUAGAUAAAUUUCAAACGCAAGUUAAGUUGUGUUGAAUUUAGUAUUUGAAAAGAUAUUUAUGAUUUGGUAUUUAUUUACGGUGGCACCAAAAAAUCAAUUUUUAGAUUGUAAAAAUAUGAUAUAGAGUAUUGUAGAAAAUCCGUAAUUAUGCCUUUAAGAUUUGUGUUUAUAACGGAUAAAUAUAUAUUUUUGAAUCGUAAGCCGAAAUAUUUAAAUUAUGUGAAGUUGUCAGAGCUGAUAUAUUAAUUGGUUCAGUAUUGACGUUUUCAUGGAGAGGCCAUACUUACGUGUUGUAAAUGAUAAUGUAUGCAUUUAUCUUUUCUAGUUUUAAAAAUAUAUUUUUGACAAAAAAAGAAAGAAAGUAUUUAUAGUGUUCUUAAAACGAAAAUAAAUUAUUGUAUAGUGUUAGUAUACCCAGUCACUUCUUCGAAUGAAUAAAUAUGUUAAUGAUGAAGUAAAUGAUGCCAAAUAUUUAAAAUAGAUUUUAAAAAAAAUGUAUUUAUUUUUUACAAUAAAUUUCUUCCAGGCCAGUUAUAUGGCAGCCAGACUUUUUAUGUAUUAUAAUUUCUUUUAGCCACAUUAUUUAUUUAUUUAUUAUCAUUGAACAUUAUUUUUUGUUUAUAUUUUUCUGCUAGAUUUCAUCUUUUUAAACGUUACCUCUCAAAAUUUUAGCCCCGAUAGACUUAAACUGAAGGUGAGGUGCAAUAAAUAUUUCACAGUAUUAUGAAAAUCUAGGAAGCAGAAUAUACACAACAAAUAGUCAACCACUCAUUUGCCCCACGAAAAAUAGUAUUCAUUUUUAAAUAUGUUUUAAUAUUUGAAAAAAAAAAGAACAUUCCAACAAUUUGAUCUAAAAAUCUAAAAAAGUUGGUUACAUGAUGAUAAAUAUUUGAAUAUUUUGAAGCAAGUAAUCAACUUUUAUUAUUUAAAUUUUAUAUUUUUGGUAUAUCAUGUCCAGCAU